UUGAUUCUGUGGCGCACCGCCACACAUUAGUCUAUGUGUGGGAAACACUGCCUAUGCCAAUGCCACACAGAGUUUCUUCAAUGAUCCUUGUGAUUCUAAACUGCUCAACAUUGUCCGUGUUAGUGACAUGAGCAGAGCUAGACGUCGACUGAUCAGCAAACAGAAGUUGCAUCGUAAAGUUGUCUGUCUGCAAGCCAACCCUGGUAAAGCUGACACAGGGUAUAUUUUGUUUCCCAUGCUGCAUCAUAUAGAACGCAAGUAACUGAAUUGUAAAUAUGUAACUAAAACUAAUGUUCCUCAGGGCUUUUCUAAUAACUAUCAUUGUCAGGGUGUGCAGGUUGUAUACAAUUUUUGUUCUGAGUGUGGAGGGGAAAAUGCUACCCUUAUGUGGAUUGAGAGCAAUACAUUCAGAGAAUGACUAAGUUGCCUAAAGUUAGUUUUUGCAGUUGCCUGAAUCUCAGCAUAUUUUGUUCUAGUUGUUGUACAGGUCUCAUGAUGUGGGUCAGGGCAGUUUGGACAGAGCCAAAGGGAGAAAAAGAGGGAGUCAUCCCGAGGUUUGGGUGAAAGAUAACAUGGUUUACUGGCCAACAGGAGCUAAUGUAACCAAACCAGCCGAAGAAAUGCGACAACCAGCAAGCAGCUGGCUAAAGUUUCCACUGCUGAAAAUCUAAAUAAACUCAUAAGUUUACAUAAAUAAUUUUAAAGCUAAAUCUGAGUUUUUCUACUACUCAAAUCAAGUUAGUUAUCAUAAGCCUGCUUGUUCCAUUUACCUUAGAGAAGCGAGAAGAGUGUGAAGCAUUCGACCAAACAACAACUGCAGAGCUAAGUGAGGAAGAAUGCACUCCUGUUAGGAGGGUGAAGAAGAAAAAAUACCCAGGGUUUAUCUUAGGUAUACAAUAACUGCACAUAACCCACACAAAGCGCCAGAGAUCCCACACACCAUGCCAGAGAUACCACAUACCGCACCAGAGAUCCCACACACCGCGCCAUAGAUCCCACACUCCGCGCCAUAGAUCCCACACUCCGCCCCAUAGAUCCCACAGUCCGCGCCAUAGAUUCCACACUCCGCGCCAUAGAUCCCACACUCCGCGCCAUAGAUCCCACACUUCGCGCCAGAGAUCCCACAAACCGCGCCAGAAAUCCCACACACCAUGCCAGAGAUCCCACACUCCCCGCCAGAGAACCCCCUCUCCACACCAGAGAUCCCACACAAUGCGCCAGAGAUCCCACACACUGCGCCAGAGAUCCCACACACCGCGCCACAGAGCCCACACACCGCGCCAGAGAUCCCACACACCGCGCCAGAGAUCCCACACACCGCACCAGACAUCCCUCUUUCCGCACCACAGUUCUACACACCAGCACUCCCAGUCUACUCAUCGGUGGUCCCACAUUCCACAUGAGGAAACCAGCACAAAGAGGGUGGUGAACCAUUCCCAUUAUAUAAUGGAAGUUAGUAUCCCUCCUUAUUUUCAUACUAACAGUGGUGUUUUUGCAAAUGGGACUAAUGUUUAUUUUCAUUCCGAUUUGUCCUUCAGAGUUCCAAAGACGGGUCCUCUAUCUGCUGGCCGAUAUUUGUGAAAAGCUGUCCCAGGUGGGCCAAAACUGUGAGCCCCCAGACUCUCAGUUCCACCUGGUGAAGAUGAACAGCAGGCGUGAGCUCAAGAAUCUGGAAGGGCAACUGGCUGAUAAAGGAAAGAAAAAUCAGUUUAACUAUGCUAGGCCAAUAUUAAUACUGUUCCUAUCGUAUUCAAUGUUUUCUGUGUUCCUGAUAGGUAUUUUUUAUUAUCAGAUGUCUCAGUCGGUCAAGAUAGGGGGUGCAGAUCUUGAGGACUGUGUGAAGAAUAUGAUGAAAAGUGAGGCUGUUUUGAUGACGUAAGCGAUUUCCCUCCUACAUGACAAGAUGGGUGAGCAGCCGACAGAUCAGAUUUCAAGAAUGCGUGGAAUACGUACAAAUGCAUCGCUGAAUAGGUGUGAUGACACACUCACAUAUAUUGGGAUGUAGCUACAUGUGAUGUAAGCUUCAUUUUCAAAUAUGGGGCAGAGGCUGGUUGAUAAGGGGCAGCAGAGCCAGAGGAUGGUGAUCUUUGGGGCCAUCUUCCUCCUGAUGACCCUCCUUAUCCUCUACAGCUCCAACAGCGGGAGUGAGAUAAUCUAUGGACCCUUCCACGUGGCCACCAACCACCACUCCAUCAAGAUCACUGAUUUGAGGAAAUGGGCUGGAAAAGACGGCUAUGUGGCCGUGUAUGGGAAUAAGAACAUGACCCUACACUGCCACCACUGUGCCCUGGUGACCAGCUCCAGCCACGUCCUCGGCACCCGUUCUGGACCGGAAAUUGACCGCACAGAGUGUGUGAUCCGCAUGAACGACGCCCCUACCUUUGGGUAUGAGGCCGACGUAGGGAAUCGGACCUCUCUCAGGGUGGUGGCCCACUCUAGCGUGUUCCGAGUGGCCCGGCGGCCAGGAGAGUUCCUGAACCGGAUGGGAAACACGGUAGUCAUAUUCUGGGGUCCGCCUACCAAGAUAGGAAAAGAGGCCAAAGGCACCUUGUAUCGUCUGAUCCAGAGGGUCAGCAUGACUUACAGUAACCUAUCCAGCUUCGCCAUUGCACCCAAUAAAAUGCGAAAGUUUGACAACUUAUUUCAGAAGGAGACGGGACGAGACAGACAGAAGUCUCAGUCAUGGCUAAGCACCGGGUGGUUCACCAUGGUGAUUGCCAUAGAGAUCUGUGACAACAUUCAAGUCUAUGGCAUGGUCCCUUCUAGCCACUGUGGACGGAAACCUCAGCCUAAGAAGAUGCCCUACCACUAUUACAAACCCAGAGGGCCAGACGAAUGUGUAAUGUACCUCCAGAAUGAAAGGAGUCGGAGGGGCCCCCACCAUCGUUUCAUCACAGAGAAACACGUGUUCGCUCGCUGGGCUAAGCAGUACAACAUCACCUUCACUCACCCCACCUGGUGAGAGGAGCCGGAACAAAGGGAUAGGCAGUUAUAAUCCCCAUUAUGUAAAAUAGCAGAGAUGAUCACACAAAAGUCUGGACAUGCAGCUGUGGACUACUCGUGUUGAAUCGAAUUAGCUGUAUUGCUUCUACCCCACAGCAUGGGGGUAAGUGGCCAUCUUUGUUGGGAACUACCUCCUGUGUGAGAUCCUGUGAUAAGAGCGUCUGCGAAAUGACUAAAUGUGUGAGACAAUUAAGGUGUUCUUCCUUUUCAAACUUGUAAUGUAAAAGCUCACUGUGUAAACAGAUACUUUUAAUGUUUUCAUUCUCAUGAAAGCUAUAAAAACAAAGAGUACCAAGUUCAACUAUUAUUCACUGUAUUCAACAAGGUAAUGAAAGUUUGAAGAGAAAUGAAGUGUUUUUGUAAAUAGAAUGAACAGGAAUUCAUACUGUAUUUCAUUUCAGAAUGAAUUUAUAUGUUUUCUAAUGUUUUGUUUUUCCUGCCACAAAGCAUUCAAAAAUAUAUAAGAAAUGAUUCCCACUUAUCUUGGUGGAUUGUAUAAACCAAGAUGUCAAUUUUUUUAUAGUUAAUGCCAGAGCCCGUCGGGUGUACUAAUAGUAUAAUGUAACUGAUAUGCCAAUCAUGUGGAAACACAAUGCCUGUUGAUUAUCAAUUAACAAUUUGGUGCAAUAUUAAGGCAGUGUUUAGCUGCAAUAUAUUUAGUCUCACUCAGAAGCCCCAUAUCACCUUCUCCACUCACAUACUGGUCCAAAUCUUUCGAAUAUGGACCAUAGAUGAUGUACUAAGACAAAAAUAAGAGUUAUGGCACUGUGUUUUAUUUGCUCUGUCUCUAGAUACUGUUUCAAGUUGUUUUAAUUAAAGUUUGGAAUGGGGCCUCGGGCAUUUA
This is a messenger RNA of Hypomesus transpacificus, 3847 nucleotides long. RefSeq names its product ST6 (alpha-N-acetyl-neuraminyl-2,3-beta-galactosyl-1,3)-N-acetylgalactosaminide alpha-2,6-sialyltransferase 6 (gene st6galnac6). The record is from RefSeq and is a predicted model, not a curated record. Gene Ontology annotation, molecular function: alpha-N-acetylgalactosaminide alpha-2,6-sialyltransferase activity. The transcript has 7 exons. NCBI's taxonomy places the organism in Eukaryota, Metazoa, Chordata, Actinopteri, Osmeriformes, Osmeridae. Gene Ontology annotation, biological process: oligosaccharide metabolic process; ganglioside biosynthetic process. Bases 2036 to 2962 code for a protein of 308 amino acids.